GUGAUAAGUGGUUGGAGUGAGAGAUCAUGGGCUGACGGGUUGGAAGCCGUCACGCUUCUGUACAUAGGCCUCCAGAUAUUAUUUUCGAGUAUAAGUAGAAUGAAUCGUCGAGGUAGAAGAUUAUGUUUUCAUUCCUCCCGUUCCACAGCAGUUCAACUCAAGGUUCACAAGCAAGCUUUCGAAUCCUACCUCUCCAGUUUUAACCGAUAUCACAUAACUACCUAAUAUACAUACCUGUAUCUUCUACUCUCUCGCAAGAUGUACGGCCAAACCAUUAUAACUUCCCUCCUCCCCCUUCUAUCUCUUUCUCUCGCUCUUCCCCUUGAGCCACGAGACACUACCACCGAUUUCACCCUCACCAGUCUGGGCGCCACAUUCCCGUACUCCGGGGUCUACGGAGAUGAGUCUGUCAACUCCCACGUCAACGUCGGGCUAAGCUACCCGGACCCCUCGUCGACGAGCGGCGCCACUCUCAACACAACAUGCAGCGUUAGUUGGCCUGCCGGUACCAACCCAGGCCCGACAGCUUGGACCCCCUGCGCCGAUGGAAAAGUACAAUUCCGCCUGCCGACGAACGGGUGGACCAGCACCACGAACUUCCGCGUCGAGUUCUGGGAGCAGCUGAAUUCCGAUGGAUCGGGCUUAGAAGCCACACACUACAUCCAAAUGGACCCAAGCAACCCGAGCAACCCGGCCGCAGUUAUGUUCUGUCUCCAGAUGGGCAAAUUCAACCCUCUGACCUGCUCCUUGACUGGGCCGUAUGGUCAAACACCAAGGACCGUAUCCAUGGCCGCGACUGAGGAGAGCGCGAUACCAAGCUAGAGUCUAGAUUUAUCUGAAAAGAGCUCGCUUCGUGCAUCGGGUAAAAAAUAAAGAUAGCCUGGGGUAAUCGGGUUAUAAAUAGAACAACGUGAAGAACGAAUGGUUUACGCACGGUGAUGAUGAGUCAGCUAGCUGGAUACGUGUCUCGUGUCCGCGCAAAGGAUUUAGAAACAUAACCGACCUAGCAAUAGGAGGCGCUUUUGGUUGGGCAAGUUUAAAAGAAAGAAAUAGAAGCAUAUAAUUAUAUCUGUAAUAUUAUUCGAUUACAUCAGAUACCAACGAGCCAACUGAGCUAUAUAUUCGUGAUCAACUACCACACAGUUUCUAGACCGUUAACUCCGACGGGGCGUUCGCCGAGAGUGGUGAUGCGGAAGCCGUGGCGCAAGCCCUCUUCCUCAUUAUGCACAUCGUAAUCCGAUAUCGCAGUGUGAGCCGUCACCCUGUUGUCCCAGAGCGAUACCGUUUGGUCGUCCCAUUUCACUCGGACUUGGAC
This is a messenger RNA of Annulohypoxylon maeteangense, 1315 nucleotides long. RefSeq lists its product as uncharacterized. NCBI's taxonomy places the organism in Eukaryota, Fungi, Ascomycota, Sordariomycetes, Xylariales, Hypoxylaceae. The record is from RefSeq and is a predicted model, not a curated record. The transcript has 2 exons. The coding region runs from base 259 to 822 and encodes 187 amino acids.